This is a messenger RNA of Centruroides sculpturatus (bark scorpion), 960 nucleotides long. RefSeq lists its product as uncharacterized. Bases 1 to 960 code for a protein of 319 amino acids. NCBI's taxonomy places the organism in Eukaryota, Metazoa, Arthropoda, Arachnida, Scorpiones, Buthidae. Gene Ontology annotation, biological process: DNA replication, removal of RNA primer. The transcript has a single exon. Gene Ontology annotation, molecular function: RNA-DNA hybrid ribonuclease activity; nucleic acid binding. The record is from RefSeq and is a predicted model, not a curated record.
AUGAUUAGUUACGCUGCUCCAGUCUGGUCUGACUGCCUCGGAAUGGUGCAUAUUGAUAGAAAACUACAAAGUGCACAACAAAGAGCACUUAUUCGUAUCUGUAGGGCUUACUCUACAGCCCCCACAAAAGCAUUACAACUUUUGGCUAGAAAACUGCCCAUCCAGCUUACCAUCAGUUUAAUCACACAAAGGUGGCUCAUCCAAGACAAUCAAAUCAACUCGAUCAAUGGAAUACCUUAUGAUAACAUUGAACGCACUAAAAAGGGUAUCCCCAGCAUUAACCCAGCUUACUGGCCUGACAUCACUGAUCAACCCUGGCCCAUACAACAUCUCACCAUAUUUACAGAUGGCUCAAAGAAUAAUACAGCUGUUGGAUGUGCCUUUGUAGUAUAUGCUAAUAAUGAAGAAACAUUCACAUAUACAACAAGACUAGAGGAAACCUGUUCUGUUUUUCAAGCAGAACUCUGGGCCAUUCUUUCGGCCAUUAGAUGGUGUGACUCCAUAUAUAAUAGAACAGAAAUAACUAUCUUUACAGACUCCUACUCGUCUAUGCAAGCCAUUCACAACCUCCAGUGGCGUUCACCUAUAGUCCACGAUAUCUUGCUGGAACUGGCCAAAGAUAUCAACAGGUAUGCCAUCGUUUGGGUCAGGGGUCAUGCUGGUGUUUCUGGCAACAAGCAGGCUGACCAACUUGCCUACAUGGCCUCUGAAGUAGAAAGUGAACCAAGCUAUAAUGCCACUCCCCAAUGUCACAUCUUAAGACAAACAAAAGAAAAUGCAUUUGCUAUCUGGCAAAGACAAUGGGAGGAGCAUAGCGAAUGUCUUACAAAGGAGUUUUUUCCCAAGGUUUCAGAUUCUACUCUUCCAAAAAUUGGUCCAAUUCUAUACUGGACAUGGGAAGUUCAACCAAUAUCUUCACAGGUUUGGCAAAUCGGAAAACUCACUGUGAGAAAUUUGUAA